CUGCUCGAAAACAGAAAACCAGAUAAAUGAUUUAUAAACUAAUAAACAUUUGUUUUUUGGUGUUCUGAUAUACCUACGUGUAGUUUUUUUUAUUCCAUUUUAAUUUUUACGAUGCAGAAUUUAUAAUUGCAUGAUGGUUACAGGGUAGCUAGCGUCUCUGCAGAACUGUGAAGCCAUUGGAUAUUUUGUCAUUUGGAUUUAAACUGCUUUUUGUUAAUUUAUAUCUCGCUUCGGAGCGUUUGUCUGGGAAGCCCUGAGCGCCCCCGAAUUGUGCCAGCUGGAUUGGGAUCGAUGAAGUAGGAAUUGUCGAUAUGAUGUCUGCCAAACGGCAUUCUCUGACGGAGACGAACGCGCCCGACAGCAGUCCCUCGCGAUCACGCAAGCGCCACGGUUCCCGCGACAGCUCCGCCGAACGCGAACGCGACGACGAUGACGACCACGACGAGCACGCCGCGCAUGCUAAACACCACAAAAAGGAACACCGUCCUUCCUCCCGCAAAGAGGCAUCGCCCGAUAAGGAAGCACAGCAGAUACCCGUCAGCGACAAGGAGAAACAAUUGGUUGACUGGGUGUCAUCGCGUCUGGAAGAGCAUGCUUGGUAUUCCACAGUCAAAGAUGCAUUUAAAAAUAAACUAGCCACUUAUCAGAGCGGGCAGCUGCUGCGACCGGAUCGAGUGGCGAAGGAUCUCAUCGAAGAAAUUGGGAACGGUCUCCGUUCUUCGGUUCCGGAUAAAAUCAAAAAAGACUUGUUGGAUGCGGUGAAGGAUUAUCUGCAAACGCAGCCGGAUAAAGUGCUCCGCCAACUGGAUGAGACGAAACGGCGCACGGUUUCCGCAAUUAAGCAGUGAACUCUUGUUGUUUAUCUCGACUCUCGACCAUGUCAUAAUGUGACUUUUUGAGGGGGGUUGUAUAAAAAUUAAAACUGAUUCUGGCUUGUGGGUUGGGGGAAUGGUUGAUUGUGAAGCAGCGAAACUAUCCGAAAAUUGACCCGCUGGGGGGACAGAGAUUUUGGUUGUUUUUUCAAUGUUAAAUUUUAACUGUGAAGUAGUGUGCCCGCGCUUGCGAAACUGUUUAACAAAUAUACCGAUGCGAUCAGUGUCUAGCCGA
This is a messenger RNA of Paramacrobiotus metropolitanus, 1107 nucleotides long. RefSeq lists its product as uncharacterized. Bases 312 to 848 code for a protein of 178 amino acids. NCBI's taxonomy places the organism in Eukaryota, Metazoa, Tardigrada, Eutardigrada, Parachela, Macrobiotidae. Gene Ontology annotation, biological process: positive regulation of DNA-templated transcription; mRNA export from nucleus. Gene Ontology annotation, cellular component: nuclear pore; SAGA complex. The transcript is spliced from 4 exons. Gene Ontology annotation, molecular function: transcription coactivator activity. The record is from RefSeq and is a predicted model, not a curated record.